Perca flavescens (yellow perch) is the source of this 3130-nucleotide messenger RNA. RefSeq names its product granulin a (gene grna). The transcript has 15 exons. The record is from RefSeq and is a predicted model, not a curated record. Gene Ontology annotation, cellular component: extracellular region. Bases 93 to 2603 code for a protein of 836 amino acids. Lineage: Eukaryota; Metazoa; Chordata; Actinopteri; Perciformes; Percidae.
AGAAGCAGGUCUAUUAUAAUUUGUGUUCUUCAGUUGCGAGACACUUGUGAAAAAUCUGACUCCUCGUAACAGUCCUUCAGUCUUCUAUCAAGAUGCAGAGGUGGGCUGUGAUCUGUUGGGCUCUCCUGGCUCUGGUUGGUGCUGAUGAGUGUCCAGAUGGAGGGAGAUGUGAAGAUGGCCAAACCUGCUGCAACAACCCGGCCAGCGGCUUUGAGUGCUGCCCGUUUGAUCAGGCUGAGUGCUGUGGGGAUCAUAUACAUUGCUGUCCUAUGGGAACACUCUGCGAUAAUGCCACGUCCAGCUGUUUGAACUCUACUGGUUCCAUCCCCUGGGUGGAAAGAGCUUCUGCUGAGCAGCCCAGACUCUCGAAAUCCUUCAGGAUGAUCAAGGCGAACAUGGGGGAGGAAGAAGACAACAUCUGUCCUGAUCAGUCACGAUGCCCACCUGAGUAUUCCUGUCUAAGGGCUUUGACAAGGUUUGGCUGCUGUCCCCUAGCUCAGGGAGUCCCCUGCUCUGAUGGGAAACACUGCUGUCCUGAGAGCCACCAGUGCAGCGCAGACAGCCGCUCAUGCAUCAAAAAAGAGCUUGUGUCUACGGUUCUGUGCAGCGACGGAGUGUCAGAGUGUCCAGAUGAAACCACCUGCUGUGAAACCCCAGAAGGAAAGUGGGGGUGUUGUCCCAUGCCAAGGGCUGUGUGCUGCGAGGAUAAGACACACUGCUGUCCUGAAGGGAGUAUUUGUGAUGUCGAACACUCAAAAUGUAUUUCCUCAUCUACCAAAAAACAAACGCCAAUGUGGGCCAAACUUCCUGCCAGGAUUAGAGCUGACUGGGAGAACCAAAAGGGUGAACAAUCCACCGCAGAAACAGUUGUUGACAGUGGCUCAGAAAAAAACCCUGAAGUCCCUACAGUGAUUACAGUUCCUCCUUUAGAGAAGGAAGUAUCAUCUGUCACGAAGGCAGUUGCAGGCAAUGAUGUCCCAUGCGAUGAUACAACAGCCUGUCAAGAUAACACCACAUGCUGUAAAACCAAAGAGGGCGGCUGGGCUUGCUGUCCUUUGCCCGAGGCUGUAUGUUGUGAAGAUUUUAUUCACUGCUGUCCAAAAGGGAAGAAAUGUAACCUGGCUGCUCAGAAAUGUGAUGACGACACACGUUCUGUGCCGUGGUUCGAAAAGGUACCCGCGAUCCCCAGACAGGGCGCGAAGGUACCCGCGAUCCCCAGACUGGGCGCGAAGGUACCCGCGAUCCCCAGACUGGGUGGACAGGUGGGGAAUGUUACAUGUGACUCCACCACCAGUUGUCCUGAUGGCAGCACCUGCUGCAAGACCGCAACAGGAACCUGGGCUUGCUGUCCUUUGCCCGAGGCUGUAUGUUGUGAAGAUUUCAUUCACUGCUGUCCAAAAGGGAAGAAAUGUAACCUGGCUGCUCAGAAAUGUGAUGACGACACACGUUCUGUGCCGUGGUUCGAAAAGGUACCCGCGAUCCCCAGACUGGGUGGACAGGUGGGGAAUGUUACAUGUGACUCCACCAAGAGUUGUCCUGAUGGCAGCACCUGCUGCAAGACCGCAACAGGAACCUGGGCCUGCUGUCCUCUACCUCAGGCGGUCUGUUGUGAAGACCAUGAGCACUGCUGCCCUGCUGGCACCACCUGUGACCUGGCCACGCUUUCGUGUGCCGGCACCUUGGGCUCAACGCCCAUGAUGCAGAAGAUACCUGCGGUUGCCACGGCGGCACCCACUACAGUGGCCACUACAACCCAAAGUCAGGCAACAAGCACAGAGCAAACAGUGGAGCCCGAGAAACAGGAGGUGAUGAAAGCACAGGAGACAAAAGACGAGGAGGAGGAGAAUGAGGAAGAUGACGAGAAGGAAUGCAUUCAGUGUGACGCCGGCACCAGCUGCCCUCCAUCCACUACCUGCUGCUUUAUGACCUCGUCUCAAAAGUGGGGCUGUUGCCCGCUGCCAAAGGCGGUGUGCUGCGCUGACGGGAGCCACUGCUGUCCCAACGGCUACACAUGCAACGAGAGCGAGACCUCGUGUGUCAAAGGGGAAGUGGUGAUUCCCUGGUACACCAAGCUGCCAGCCACCUCCAGCAUCGAGGCUGAUCCCAGCUCUGUGCAGUGCAACGGCCAGCAUCAAUGUCCCCAACACACCACCUGCUGCCAGCUGUUGACGGGCGAGUGGGGCUGCUGCCCGCUGCAAAAUGCUGUGUGCUGCCCAGACAUGAAGCACUGCUGCCCACAGGGUUACACCUGUAACAUCGCCUCUAACUCCUGUCAGAAGGUCAUCAUGCUGCAGCUGGACACCCUCCCGCUAACACCGGUGUCUCUGCCCGAAAAUCAACCCCUGCUCGUUCCCUCAAAGCAAAGAGAUGUCCCGUGUGAUGAACAGUACAGCUGUCCAGAUAAGGAGACCUGCUGCAGGACCUCUCCUACUACAUGGGGCUGCUGUCCAUCUCCUAAUGCGGUGUGCUGCGCAGACACGAAGCACUGCUGUCCCAAGGGCUACACCUGCACCGACAGUGGAGACUGCACAAAGGACACCUUGCUCCCCUGGCACAACUGGCACGUGUUCCUCAGCAACAAAAAGAGAGCUCUAAUUUUGUGAAAACACCUCCCCUACACUGUCAUCUGUUUCUGCAUGCAACGCACUAAUUGAAAAUAAUGUCAAAGGGAUUUUAUGAUCAUUUUUAAAUGCUUUGUUCUAAGAGGAAAGUAGUAAAGGGAGAACUGUAACAUUGAAUUGCACUUUGGAGUUAUAAUGUUCUGCAACAACUACAUGCAACAAGAUCAGGGCAUUAAGACUUUAAUAACUAUUUUAAAAGUCAGAUCAUUGUUAUUACAAGCACAGUUACAAGCUACUUCAAACUCUACUCCAUCCAUAAAAAAAAACACUCCACAGGCAAUGUGAUUGUAUUCCCUGUCAAUCAACUUUAUCUUCUGCUUUAGCUACCAUGUGCUGUAAAGCACACUUCUCUAUCAAUAUUUACUCACAAUUGAAUCAGGGGUGUCCACUAAAAUCAGUGUUUUAAUUUUGUGCAUGUUGUUGCCACGGUGAGGCAAACAUAUAAAAAAAACAUGCUUGCUCUACAUUUUCCAUAAAACUAAUAAACAAGAUCUGAUGUGACAACAUUA